UUCUCUCCACUCUGCCCAGAACCCCCGCCAUGGGGCCGCUCCGGAGGAAGUCACACCUGCUGCCGCUGGUGGCUGUGGUCCUUGUCUCCUGUCCAGCUCAGAGCUCAGCCCCGGGAUCACAAGCCACCUUUGGGCCUGUCUUUGAAGACCAGCCCCUUAGCCUGCUAUUCCCAGAGGAGUCCACAGAGGAGAAGGUGACGUUGGCAUGUCGUGCCCGGGCCAGUCCUCCAGCCACCUACAGGUGGAAGAUGAAUGGCACCGAGAUGAAGCUGGAGCCAGGUUCCCGCCACCAGCUAGUGGGGGGCAACCUGGUCAUCAUGAACCCCACCAAGGCACAGGAUGCCGGCGUCUACCAGUGCCUGGCCUCUAACCCAGUGGGCACUGUUGUCAGCAGGGAGGCUGUCCUGCGCUUUGGCUUUCUGCAGGAAUUCUCCAAAGAAGAACGAGACCCAGUGAAAACUCACGAAGGUUGGGGGGUAAUGUUGCCCUGUAACCCACCUGCCCACUACCCAGGCCUGUCCUACCGCUGGCUCCUCAAUGAGUUCCCCAACUUCAUCCCGACGGAUGGGCGUCACUUCGUGUCCCAGACCACAGGCAACCUGUACAUUGCCCGGACCAAUGCCUCGGACCUGGGCAACUACUCCUGCCUGGCCACCAGCCACAUGGACUUCUCCACCAAGAGCGUCUUCAGCAAGUUUGCUCAGCUCAACUUGGCCGCUGAAGAUCCCAGGCUCUUUGCACCCAGCAUCAAGGCCCGGUUCCCAGCAGAGACGUAUGCGCUGGUGGGACAGCAGGUCACCCUGGAGUGCUUUGCCUUUGGGAACCCUGUUCCCAGAAUCAAGUGGCGCAAAGUGGAUGGCUCCUUGUCCCCGCAGUGGGCCACAGCCGAGCCCACUCUGCAGAUCCCCAGAGUCAGCUUCGAGGAUGAAGGUACCUAUGAGUGUGAGGCGGAGAACUCCAAGGGCCGAGACAGCGUCCAGGGCCGCAUCAUCGUGCAGGCCCAACCCGAGUGGCUCAAGGUGAUCUCGGACAUGGAAGCCGACAUCGGUUCCAGCCUGCGUUGGGGCUGCGCAGCUGCUGGCAAGCCCCGGCCCACAGUGCGCUGGCUGCGGAACGGGGAGCCUCUGGCCUCCCAGAACCGGGUGGAGGUGCUGGCCGGGGACCUGCGGUUCUCCAAGCUGAGCCUGGAGGACUCGGGCAUGUACCAGUGUGUGGCAGAGAACAAGCAUGGCACCAUCUACGCCAGUGCUGAGCUGGCCGUACAAGCACUGGCCCCCGACUUCAGGCUGAACCCCGUAAGGCGCCUGAUCCCUGCGGCGCGGGGGGGAGAGGUCAUUAUCCCCUGUCAGCCGCGGUCAGCGCCAAAGGCCGUGGUGCUCUGGAGCAAAGGCACUGAGAUUCUGGUCAACAGCAGCAGAGUGACUGUAACUCCGGAUGGCACCUUGAUCAUAAGAAACAUCAGUCGGUCAGAUGAAGGGAAAUAUACCUGCUUUGCUGAGAAUUUCAUGGGCAAAGCCAAUAGCACCGGCAUCCUGUCUGUGCGAGAUGCAACCAAGAUCACUCUGGCCCCCUCAAGUGCUGACAUCAACUUGGGAGACAACCUAACCCUGCAGUGCCAUGCCUCCCACGACCCCACCAUGGACCUCACCUUCAUCUGGACCCUGGAUGACUUCCCUAUCGACUCUGAGAAGCCCGGGGGCCACUACCGGAGAGCCAGUGUGAAGGAGACGGUUGGGGAUCUGACCAUCCUGAACGCCCAGCUGCGCCACGGCGGAAAGUACACAUGCAUGGCCCAGACGGUGGUAGACAGUGCGUCCAAGGAGGCCACAGUCCUGGUCCGAGGUCCACCGGGUCCCCCAGGAGGAGUGGUGGUGAGGGACAUCGGUGACACCACCGUCCAGCUCAGCUGGAGCCGUGGCUUCGACAACCACAGCCCCAUUGCCAAGUACACCCUGCAAGCUCGCACUCCAUCCUCAGGGAAGUGGAAGCAAGUACGGACCAAUCCUGCCAACAUCGAGGGCAACGCGGAGACUGCCCAGGUGCUGGGCCUCACGCCCUGGACGGACUAUGAGUUCCGGGUCAUAGCCAGCAACAUCCUGGGCACUGGGGAGCCCAGUGGGCCCUCCAGCAAAAUCCGGACUAAAGAAGCAGCCCCCUCAGUGGCACCCUCAGGACUCAGUGGAGGUGGCGGAGCCCCCGGAGAGCUCAUCGUUAACUGGACGCCCAUGUCACGGGAGUACCAGAACGGAGACGGCUUCGGCUACCUGCUGUCCUUCCGCAGGCAGGGCAGCACGAGCUGGCAGACUGCCCAGGUGCCCGGCGCCGACGCCCAGUACUUCGUCUACAGCAAUGACAGCGUCCGGCCCUACACGCCCUUUGAGGUCAAGAUCCGCAGCUACAACCGCCGUGGGAAUGGGCCCGAGAGCCUCACUGCGCUCGUGUACUCGGCUGAGGAAGAGCCCAGGGUGGCCCCUACCAAGGUCUGGGCCAAGGGGGUCUCAUCCUCAGAGAUGAACGUGACCUGGGACCCUGUGCAGCAGGACAUGAAUGGAAUCCUCCUAGGGUACGAGAUCCGCUACUGGAAAGCUGGGGACAAAGAAGCCGCUGCUGACCGAGUGAGGACAGCAGGGCUGGACACCAGUGCGCGAGUCACUGACCUGCAUCCCAACACCAAAUACCAUGUGACCGUGCGGGCCUACAACCGAGCGGGCCCUGGGCCUGCCAGCCCUUCCACCAGUGCGACGACCAUGAAGCCCCCUCCACGGCGACCUCCUGACAACAUCUCCUGGACUUUCUCGAGCUCCAGUCUUAGUAUUAAGUGGGACCCUGUGGUCCCUCUCCGAAAUGAGUCUGCAGUCACUGGCUAUAAGAUGCUGUACCAGAAUGACUUACACCUGACUCCCACGCUGCACCUCACCACCAAGAACUGGAUAGAAAUUGCAGUUCCCGAAGACAUCGGCCAUGCUCUGGUGCAGAUUCGGACCACAGGGCCUGGAGGGGAUGGGACCCCAGCAGAAGUUCACAUCGUGAGGAACGGAGGCACAAGCAUGAUGGUGGAAAACUCGGCAGUCUGCCCAGCCGCACAUUCGGGCACCAUCCUCUCCCACUCCAUGGCCAUGCUCAUCCUCAUAGGCUACCUGGAACUCUGACCUUGGCACCCCUCUCCGCCACAGCCGGACACCUGCCUCCGAUGAACACAGCCAGCUGGCCCUGGUCCCUUCCCGACGCCAAGGUGGCCCAACACUGUGCCUAAGAAUGGCUGGUUUUAAAUACCUAUUUUAGACUGUGCCCUUUUUGUAGAAGGUAGGAUAUUUCAAAUUCUGCCACAGGAUAGAACCCAUACAAGGAUUUUUUUUUCUUUAAAUCAAGAGGCACCAGGCAGUAACUUUCGUGAUGAUACUGAGCCCUGUGCCCUGGCCUUUCAGGGCACCUAGAUGGAAGG
Molecule: messenger RNA, 3442 nt
Organism: Pteropus alecto (black flying fox)
Lineage: Eukaryota; Metazoa; Chordata; Mammalia; Chiroptera; Pteropodidae
Gene: CNTN2
Product: contactin 2
Exons: 22
Coding region: 30-3149 (1039 amino acids)
Molecular function (GO): protein binding
Source: RefSeq, a predicted model, not a curated record